This is a messenger RNA of Labeo rohita (rohu), 6429 nucleotides long. It is a transcript of the gene gatad2b, whose product is annotated as GATA zinc finger domain containing 2B. The transcript is spliced from 11 exons. Gene Ontology annotation, cellular component: NuRD complex. Gene Ontology annotation, biological process: negative regulation of transcription by RNA polymerase II. Lineage: Eukaryota; Metazoa; Chordata; Actinopteri; Cypriniformes; Cyprinidae. The record is from RefSeq and is a predicted model, not a curated record. The coding region runs from base 445 to 2388 and encodes 647 amino acids. Gene Ontology annotation, molecular function: sequence-specific DNA binding.
UGGAAGAAUGUCCAAAUGUUGUGUGGAAUCGCGGCGGUUCCGCGCCACAAUGUUCCUCAAAAUGCUCCAGUCGAUCGGAAAGAAGAGGGAGUUAAUAUGGCUGUCCACAAUUUAUCUGUCAGUGUAGUAAGCUCGCCUUGUGCUGCCGACACGACGCGCAUAACAACCCAUUUAGUUCCCAUCAUUUCAGAGCUUCUUGUCCCCUCCCCUCCAGACACAGACAACAACAUACACCUUAAUAGGGGCGCGUCUCCGACACAGCCGCCGACCAAUAACCCGUCUGUCUGGGCAGAGACCAAGGGGAUGAGCGCUCGCCGAGGCCCAAUCAGCGCUUUUGUGUUGCCUGCCGGUGCCGGGGACUGGUCGUGAAGAGCUACAGCAGCGCUUCAGGAUCGGAGAGUGAACCCGGAGCCAGAGGAACCUGAAGGGUAAAGGCGAGUCAGGAUGGAGCGGAUGUCUGAGGAGGCGUUGAGGCUGAACCUGCUGAAGCGGGGUCUGGAGGCACAAGAUGAGCGGGAAGAGGCUCUGGCCAAGCGCCUGAAGAUGGAGGGUCACGAGGCCAUGGAGAGGCUUAAGAUGCUCGCCCUCCUCAAACGCAAGGAUCUGGCCGCUUUGGAGGGGGCGGCGGUUGCGGCUGCCAUGGCAGAGGGCAAAGGCCCCGGGGGCAGCCAGGGGCUGAUGGGAGCUGUGGCCUACGAGGAGAAGAUGAAUGGAAGUUUGAGAGUCGGGGGCCAUGGAGGUCCAAGUAAGAAUGGGAAGGAAAACAUAGUAGAUGAGCCCGUGGACAUGAGCGCCAGAAGGAGUGAUAUAGUUCGAGAGCGACGCACUCCAUCACCAGACGUUAUCAUUUUGUCAGACAACGAGGCGUCCAGCCCCCGGAGCACGCCUCACCCUGAGGAGAAACAGCAUCAGGCCAACCUGGAGAUGUUUAAGGGGAAGACUGGCGACGAGCGGCAGCAGAUGAUCAAAGCUCUCCGAGAGGAGCUCAGGCUGGAGGAGGCCAAGCUGGUGCUCCUGAAGAAACUGAGACAGAGUCAGAUGCAGAAGGAGAACGUAGUGCAAAAGGUGCCGGUGGUCCAGAAUGCUCCGUCAUCAGUGCAACCGUCACCCAUGCACAGCUCUCAGGGGCUCGGGAAACUACCUGUGCGGCCCGGCAUGCACUCAUCCGAGCCUCAGAGCUUGCGCACUGCACAGGGCCACACAGUAAUCAGGUCUGCUGCCAAUGCAUCUUUGCCCCCAAUGAUGAUGUCACAGCGGGUUAUUGCACCCAAUCCUGCCCAGCUUCAGGGUCAGAGAGUGCCCUCCAAGCCUGGCAUGGGCCGCUCCUCCACAGGUGGUUUGGGUAACGCAGUGAGCUAUCAGCAGGCUGCCAGCCAGCAGGUGGGGGUCUCGCAGCGUUCAGGCUCGUCCUCAGCUAUCUACAUGAACCUGGCACACAUGCAGGCAGCAGGAGCAGCUGGCGUGGCUGGUGUCGGGGUGGGCGUGAGCGGGGUUGGUGCCGUGAGCCCCUCCACCCUUUCCAGCGCCUCCAGCGUGGCUUCUCUGAACGACCAGGCCAGCAGCCAAGCAGCCGCUAAACUGGCCCUCCGCAAGCAGCUGGAGAAAACCCUGCUGGAGAUACCUCCACCUAAACCUCCAGCACCCCUGCUGCACUUCCUGCCCUCUGCUGCCAACUCUGAGUUCAUCUACAUGGUGGGAUUGGAGGAGGUCGUGCAGAGCGUCAUUGAUAGUCAGGGUAAAAUGCGGGGGUCACUGCCACACGUGGAGCCGUUCUUCUGUGCCCAGUGCAGGACUGACUUCACCCCACACUGGAAGCAGGAGAAAAGUGGUCGCAUCCUCUGUGAGCAGUGCAUGACGUCCAAUCAGAAGAAGGCCUUGAAGGCAGAGCACACCAAUAGGCUCAAGAACGCUUUCGUUAAGGCUCUGCAGCAAGAACAGGAAAUAGAGCAGAGGUUGCAGCAGCAGGCUGCUCUGUCUCCCAGCUCUGCCCAGACCGUGCCCAGCGUGAGCAAAGGGGAGACCAUGAUCCGACACCAUGCCCUCCGACAGACUCCCCAGCCACAGGCCGCUCUACAGCGGGGUCUGUCCAGCUCAGCACGAGGUGUCCUCUCUAACUUCGCCCAGGCCUCCCAGCUCUCAGUGGCCAGCGGGCUGCUGGAUAUGACAAGCAAGCGCUGUGGCAGCAGCAGCAGUACCAGCAGCAGCAGUCGGGCUCAGCAUGACAGCCGCAGGCAGAUCUACAACAUCCCUGGUCUGAAUAUUGCCUAUCUAAAUCCGGGAGCCAUCGGGGGCCACAAGGCAUCCAGCCUAGCGGACCGUCAGCGGGAGUAUCUGCUCGACAUGAUUCCCCCACGCUCCAUAUCCCAGUCCAUCACCGGGCAGAAAUGAGCCCUGACGGGACUGCAGAUCCCCCUCCUGCCCCUUUCGGACGCCCCACCACCCCUCUGUUCUACAUCAGAACAUCCCCCACCCAUCUCCCCCCCCAACACAUACACACGCACACCAUCACCCCAUCGCAUGCAGUGCCUGUCCGUGUGCCUACCCAACUAACCCAUAAGAACAGCUCAAUCAGUCAGACUAUAAACACCAGACUGUCAGUGCAUCUCAAACUUCGGUUUCCUACUAUAGCAAAGCUCUUUAUUGUUAUCUCAACUUAUUAUUGCUGUUGUUAUUGCUACUUCGAUUAUUAUCACAGUUAUUAUUAUUAGUAUUAUUGUUGCUUCUGUUACAGUUACUUAUAUUACACUUAUUAGUAGGUUUAGUGGUUUUUGCAUCUUUUAUGUUCUUACCCUUCUGUUUUUUCGUUUAAGAGGGAGGAUGCCAGAUUGCAGGGUCACAAAAAUACAAAAGCUCGUUUUUUCGGUUCAUUCGAAAGCUUCCUCCCUCAUUCGCCCCUGUAAAAUUAGUAGACUCAUUCUCUCUCAUGUCGUAUAUGUUCAGUUUCAGAGUUGGAAUGGUUAAAGCGUUCUCACCUGAGAGAGAGCAGAAUCUUUGUAGCGUUACACGUUUGGAAACUACAAAGUCCUCCAAGAACCUUCUGGUUCACAAAGAGCGAGACAAACUCAUGUACAUUGAUCAGAUUGAUCCUUAUGCAGAGCGCUGCUUAUCUAGUCAACGUCGGUUCUGCCUCGAGAAGGCCACACGGAUGCGUUAACACCUGAAAAUGGGACCUGCACUAGCACGGACGAGUCUCCUGCUGUCGAAUGUACAGAGAGAACUGUAAAAUUGGAGGCCCACGAACAGGAUCUCUCCCGUGUCUCUCAAUGCCUUCACUUUCACAGGAUGCAGUGAUGUCUAGAACUUCUUCUUUUGUGCUGAUGGUUUCACUGCACAGCAAAGAAUGAAGCCAGAGAGUUCCAUCUUCAUGAACUUUGUCUCUUUUUUGGAUUUUCGUUUCUGCUUGGGUGUUUUUGAAUCAUUUUUGUUUAACCCCCAACCCCACUCCUUGUCUUUACGGUUUGUUUUUUUUAUUUUAAUCGGGCGGCGUCUCCAUCCGAAAUGGCAACGUAUCUUAAAGGUACUUGCCACUGGAGACGAUAAUCAUUGAAAUGGCAAAUAGGUGGAGUUAUUUGGGGAAAAAAAAAAACGGUUUAUGCGUAGAUGGUUAACGUGAGUUUUAACAGAAGGCAUUGACAAGGAUCAAUCAUCGUGUUAAAGCAAUGCACAUGAGAUGCCUCGUUACGGAGGAGCACUUUUCUUCUUAAUAAUUGAAAAAAGCAAAUGGUAAAGAAAAGAGGACAAGAAUGUUUCAGCUCACAGGAUCUUAAGGUAUGGAUGCCAUCGGAAGUCUCGGAGAGAGUUGGGAGAAAGACUUUUUGUGCGUUGCGCGGUGCAUUUCAUCUUUUCGAAAGAGUCCGGAUUAUGCUUUUCAAGUUAUGAUACAUGUGUUUAUGUUUCAGUAGACAUAACCUGAAGGCGUUUGAAUGAUGGUAACAAUAUAAGCAGUGUUUAGUCAAUAUGCAGUAUUAGGGAUUCUGCGCGGGAUGAUUUUGCAUUCUGGCUGGACUCGCAAUAGUCUUUUGGUCGGAUUUAGUUCCUUGUAUGUUUCAUGGAUCACAAAGGGUUUAACAUCUGCAGUUGAGCACUUAACAUUUUCGCCCCAGCCUAAGCAUUUACCACAUUUGGAAAUCAGACUUUGAGGUCUGUCAUGCAGGUCAUGUUUAAUAGCUGAGAAAACUCUGAGCUAUUAUGUGUUUGAUGGCGAGUUAAUGGAAAUAACUCCAUACACAUGCGUUUUUCUGUCAUGUGUAUAGAUCCUUGCAGUUUUUUUUUUUUUAACUGUCCUGUACAAAGCCACUGAUUUGUGGUGGAAUGAUGCAACUUUUGAACAAAAAGAAAAAUUUUGAAGCUACCUUGGAUUAAAUUUUCAGGUGCAAUAUUAGAUAAUAGGAUGUUUACAUUUAUUUUUUUUUUCCUGGUGAUGAUGAUAAAUCAGUCCCUUUUAGUCAUUCUGUUCAGGGGGUGAUUUUAUCCGAUUUAUGAUCUGUAAUUUUUUUUUUUUUGUUGUUGUUGUUCUUUUGAAAUGAACGUAGGGUGUUUAUAGUAACUCAUUUCUCUCUCCUGCUCUCUCUUGUAGACUAUAUUAGAUGCAUCCAUAUACCUGUGUUCAUAUAUUUACGAGAAAGUUGGAUUUUGAAGUUUAACUUCCUUUUGACUCCUCAAUUAAGUUCCAUUUUUUGUUUGGUUGUUUAAUUUCAGCUGUUUCUUAAAAAAAAGAAAAAAGAAAAAAGGAGAAAAAAAUCAAAUUUAAUCAAACAAAAAAAAAAAUGUAUGAACAGAUGAUGACACGAUAUUUGCUAGGUCAGAAGUAAUAAUGACUUAUUGUACAUAUGCUUUUUUUCUCCCUUGAAUUAAAAAUAAUGAAAUGAAAUUAAAAUGGUUGUAUAUUGUGUAGAAAAGCAAACAAAAAGCCAUGAAUAUUGUGAAGCUUGUCAUUUCGUUUUGUGAUCACUGUGUAUUAUUGUGUAACAAAUGUGCAAAAUGUAUGGGAUUAUACUUCUCUUGUUUUUGAAUGAGCUCUUUAGAUGCAUUUUCUCCCCCGGCUGUACGUUUUUGUAGUAUGUAGUAUUUGCAGAAGAAAAAAAGUUCAUUGUUCUGGUGGAGCGUUUGAUCCAUUCUGUAGUCUUUGGACUGAGACAUGAUGGGACAGUCUCUCGUAUGUUACUUUUUUUUGUUACCUCUCUUUUGUUUGAUUUUCGCUUUUUGUUUCAAGCAUUGAAGUUACGUAGAUGUUCGGUGAAUAAGUUUCUUUCUCUAAUGUCCCACACAAAGUGUUGGUCUUACAGAACAUGGACUGGAUGAAACAUUUGACAGUAUUACCCCUCACUCGACCAAAUCCAAAGCGUUCAUCAUAAAUGUAAAAUCAAAGCACGCUAUUGCUCAAUAACUUUACUUUAGCUAAAUUACUGGGUGCAGAAAACCCUACAGGGGAGAUCGUGUACAUUUGUGUUUUUUUUUUUUUUUUUUUUUUUUUUUUUUUGUUGUUGCUUAAGAUACAAACUUUCCUCAGUAUAUCCCUUUUUUUUCUUGGGAAAAGAAAAAUCACAAUGCUCUUAUUUUUUCUUUUUUUUUCAUGGAAGAUUGUAUACAUUGUAUACGAUGAAGAAAAACUUGUUUUGUUUGUUUUUGACUGUUCCAAUGCUUAUUGCCUUCAGCCUUUAAAUCAUAAGACAAAAAAUGGACAAUUUGCACACAUGCAAGUUUUGAUUCUAAGGUUUGUGACAUUGUUAGAUAUACUUUUUCAAGUUUCAUGUCAUGGAAUCACUAUCCAUAAUUCUCUGACUGGACAAUCAGCUUUUCUGGAGUUCUAGCGCUGGGGUUUACUUCUCUCUUCAAUUUUUGUUUCUUUUCUUUUUUUAUUUCUCUGCAAUUUUUUUUCCUCUCCCUGAUUUGAAUUUGUUGCAAGUACAAGUCUUUUUUUUGUUGUUGUUGUUACUGAAGUGGGAGAGAGGGUUUUGGGUCAUCAUUUCUUUUUUUGAUUUUUCUAAAUUUCAUCUGAACUUUCAGAUAUUUUUAAAUAGACUUAGCUGCAAUUUACCCAGUUUGAAUUUUAAAGCAAAUGGCAAUAUGUUGAAAUCCGUUUGUAAAAGAAAACUAUGAAUAAUUAAAAUAUGUACAGUUAAAAAAAAAAAAAGGAAAACAUGAAGUACUGGAGAUUGGCUUAAACAAUUAUUGAUUUUAGUCAAGGAAAAUAAGUGCUUUUUGUCAAGUUUUUAUUUUCAUUUAGAACAUUAAUCCAGACCUUUUGCACAUCCUUGAUAUUUAACUGUCUAAAAUGGAGAUGAAAAAAAUGCUGUUUGAUUACUGCCGGUUGAUUAACAACAAUUAUGCAUUGACUGAAAAAAAAAAAAAAAUAGCUAAUUUUGGAGGAAAUAACUUUGUAAUAUUUAUCACUUGCAAGCUAUGUUUAAUAAAGGAUGGAACAGUUUA